UUUGUAUUGGGUAAUAGCUUUAUGGACUCAUAUAAAGUAUGUUUUGAGUAAAUAAAAUGAAAUUGGUAAAACCUAAUAAAUAUAAUUGGCCUAUAUAUGAAACUGUUCGGUGAAGAAACCCUAAUCCUCCCUCCCAUCCCAGUUGGUUCUCAUUUUUUAGUUUGAGAAAAAGAUGAGGUUGGAGAAGUGUUGGUUCUGUUCUUCCACUGUAUAUCCAGGGCACGGUAUUCAGUAUGUUCGCAACGACGCAAAGAUUUUCCGCUUUUGUAGGUCCAAAUGCCACAAAAAUUUCAAAAUGAAGAGGAAUCCUCGUAAAGUAAAGUGGACUAAAUCCUACAGGGCAUUACGGGGAAAGGAUAUGACACAGGACUCAACCUUUGAGUUUGAAAGGAAGCGAAACAGGCCAGAGAGAUACGAUAGGAAUGUAUUUAACAACACCUUGAAUGCUAUGAAGAAAAUUCACAAGGUUAGAGCUGAAAGGGAGGUUAAACAUAUAGCCAAAAGGAUGCAAGGGAAGAAACAAAAGGAACUGCAGGAGGCACAGAAGGAACUGGAGCAAAGCAUCUACAUGGUCAAGGCCCCAUCUGUGCUCAAAGAAGACCAAUCUCUCACACUGCCCAAGCUCAAAGUCAAGGUCAGCCAAAAACAAGCAGCGGCUCAACAAAUGGAAGAAUAAUGAGUCUGCAAAUUUUAAUCUUAAUUCGACCAUGGGUGGGACCAAAAUUUUGACACUUUUUGUUUAUUAUUUGGAGAGAAUUCCUUAGAAGGUUGUAUCUGUCUGCCUUCCUUUACAUUCUUGUUUCAUUCUCUUCAAAAACAUCUUAUAAUCAAAUCUUUAGAGAUAAAAAUUGAGAUUGUUAUUUACUGCUUGUACCUUUGGAUUUUGGUACAAGUUAUUAUUGAUAUAACAUGCUGUGAAGCACCAUUUGUUGGUGGGUUUUCUCAA
Molecule: messenger RNA, 946 nt
Organism: Humulus lupulus (European hop)
Lineage: Eukaryota; Viridiplantae; Streptophyta; Magnoliopsida; Rosales; Cannabaceae
Product: probable ribosome biogenesis protein RLP24
Exons: 5
Coding region: 173-676 (167 amino acids)
Biological process (GO): ribosomal large subunit biogenesis
Cellular component (GO): nucleolus
Source: RefSeq, a predicted model, not a curated record